UCUGUCGUCAGCAGCGCUUGAAAAAACACAAGACGUCGAUGUAUACUAACAAUGUAAUAAGAAUAUUAUAGAAAUUUCAUAUUAGCGAAACUACCAGGAAGCGACAUUAGCCCACACGACACGACCGCUGCAAAGCGAAGUUUAACUAAAAUAGCCUGUAAUCCGUGAGCGCGAAUCGCGAGCUAACAUCACAUUACUAUUCGUGUAAAAAUGAAUAGUCUACUUUGCCAUAUACAGAAUGAACUAUUGUAGAGAGACGGUAGCCACGUGCGACUUAAUGCAAGAACUCUCUUUCGAAGCAAGAACGACCGCCAGUCGUGUUUCUCCGUCGGAGACGACGACAUCGGCAUCGAGUCGUAGAUCAAUGGCGAAUCGUAAACGCACGUAGUUUCUUCGUGAAAGAGAAUCGAUAAAAAUGAAACGAGGACGACAUUGCGAUGGUCACCGAAACGGGUGAAUCGCUUCGAGAGAAGAAGCAAAGAAUAGAAAGGGAAGAAAGUGGCGACGAAGACCAGGAAACGAUAAAUGAACGGAGGAAAAUAAAGUAUAGGUUGGCAAGAGAGAAGAAAGCGAGAGGAAGAAGAAAGAGUAUUUGCUACUGGCGCGAUAAAUAGAUAGCCGAAGGAGGAAGCGAGGCAAGAAUUUUUAGUCGCAGCGAUGGGAACUCGAUCCUAUCGUGAACAAAUCUACGUAUUCAAUGAUUUUCAUGACUGAGCGACAAAGUCUAGGAAGAAGGAAGGAGUGUGCUCGCAUCAGAAUCAACGACUCGCUGCAGAUCCCGAGGAGUUGCAACAGGAUCAAAGACAAUAGGGUGCAAAAGCAACGCUAGACUCGAAAUUUCCGUGAUUCCAGUCCAUCACUGGUUGGCGCCAUCUAGCAAGGCGAGCGACCGAAAGAGAAAGAAAUUCUCCGAGGGAUCGCGACGAAGGAUCUAAAGAGGGACGAGGGAUCACGAGGGAAAGACAGAGCAGCGGCGGUGGAAAGGAGACGGAGUAAGAUCGUCGUAGCUCCGCUUGCGCUCUCAGGCACAAACUACUCGACCACCAGCCAGCACGGAUCCGAAACCCUAUCUUGCGUUGUCUCUUGGUUACUCGCUUCGUGGAAUACGAUCAGCUUGCGCCCUAGGAACGACGCGGCAACCCCGAAUCGCGUUUCGAUUCCUUGCCUGCGUCUCUUCUCGCCAGAAGAAGAGACAUCCAACACGACAUCAGAUUCUGAAAAACGCUCGAACAAACAUUAAAUUGACUCUCUGCGCUUGAUCGUUUCUGGAGAACAGGCCACCUGUUUUUAUCAUUGUUGUUUCUAACGUUUGUACGGCUUCCUUCCUGUAGCCCUAUGCACGAUAAUGAAUAUAAAUGAGCAGACUUCGGCUUGCAAAAGCUAUUUGUACGUUGUGACUUUAUCAAAGGUUUGUUCGAGUAACGAUCUUCUAAAUAGAAUUCUUGCUAAUAGCAAGUGAUUCGUGUUGAUUGGAACAUGUGGGGUUAGUCUGUGCGAGACGAGCUUUUGUAGGAUUCCCCUGUCGAAAGGGAAAAGUGAUCCUCGAGGAGAGUCAGCGAUGUUUAGAAAUUGUUAGAGACUACUUGAUAAAAUCCUUUCUUCGCAUAGAAGUAACAUGAACGAUUGCGAUAAACUGUGGUGAAUAUUGUGGAAGAAGAGAACAGUAGGAAGACCGUGCAAAAGGAAGCAGCAAAAUCGCAAGAUGAAGAAGAUUCUGUGGAUGGCGUGAUACAAGUACACCUCGGCUGCUAGCAAAACUUCGUGCACGUGCUGCGAGGAUCAUCGAUCAUCAGUCUUCGUUGAACACUGUGACCGAUGGGAUUCACCGCAUGGCACGUCGAAUCCAGUUGAUAUUUAACAGAAUGCAGAGGAGAAGAUGCUUCUUCUAGUCCUCGUCCUCACGGGCUGCUUGAACGUUCUCGAGAUUGUUCGUUGUCAAGAGCUUUCGGUCAUCAGGCACUCCGAUGGAGACAUUUUCACGUUGGAAGGUUCCUGCACGGAGGCUUGCACGGUGCUCAGCAGCGGAACAGCCAGCCCUUACACACGUAGUCCUUCGACCGCGGGACUCGUUCCUCCCAACAACACCUGCACCUGCCAGUGCAACCACGGCCUCCCUACCUUCCGGGAGGAUCUUCACAUCUGCGUGAAUGAUAUUCACGAGUGUAACGUGGCUGGUUUCGUCAGUAACACGGGCCAAAUCGAAAGGGUGCCGUACGUGUUUUUACCUCAACGUGGCCAAAUAAUAUACCCCCAUGCAGAAAUUCAAUUCGAAGGUGUGAGCAUGCCAGUGUGUGGUAUAACCGGAGCUCAGCAAUUAGGACGCACAGGAUGGUCAGAAUUGAGAAACCUUUCGGACACCGAGCCACCCUUCAGGCUGUUUCGUGACGAAGGAAGAACGUUCCUUCAGUGGAUAGGUGAAACGGGACUAAGAGCGGCAGCUGAAGGUCGAGUAGUGACGGCCAAACUCGUCUGCAGAGACGCCUCGCCGAAGUCGAAGCUUCCCGGAGUCUUCACCCCGUGCGUGGCUUUCAGGGUCGCUGGUUCACCGUCUAAAAGUAGCGUUCGAGAAGUGAUGUUCUCUUCGACGACACAACUCUCACAAGGUCUUUCCGCCACGGAAUACACGGCUAUCGGUCUUUCGUCCGUGAUCCUUGCCUUGAUCUACGUUGCGAGCGUGUCCUUGUAUCUUCAUAGCAAAAAGACUAGGAGGAAAAUCGUCGAGGAGCCAGAAAUAAGCUUGACUCCUGGCCGAGAAGUUGGUGGAUUGGUGAAGAACAAUCCUCUGCUCGCUGCUUCGAGACACUUCGAGAGCGAUACUAACAGUGGCUUAACGGAGAGCGAUCUUGGCGAUGAUCUGCCACCGAGCGACGGUGAACAGGGAUUUGAAAAUAUUACUUCGGCUAUUGUUCAUCCCCACUGCAUUUACAUGGAACAAUCUGAGGGUUGCUUUGGAACUGGAUCGAUUUUAGGUGAAAGACUGCCAGAAGAAGAUGUACGAGUCGUGGAAACUGCGGAUAAUCCGCAUCAACAGGAUGUGCCGGUGUUACCCGGGGCUCAGAGAAGAAAACUGUACUUCAACCCCGCUUAUUUCGACAGACAAUUGUUGCUUGCGCCCCCUCCAGCAGCCAUCGAAUUCCUUCUCAAAAUUCGGGAAGUUAUCUCUAUCGCGAAGCACAAAAUGGCCGCAAAGAGAUUCGUUCCUACUCUCGUCGGUAUACCGGAAGAAGAAACGAACACGGAGCACUGCGAAACCACGAAAAAUCAGCAACAAUCAGCUUCGAAUUCGGCUCAGAGUUCUAUUACGAAGUCACGGAAGUCUCAACGAUGCACCGGAUGCCCAGGUUGCACAAACUCGUUCAGGGACACGGCCGCGCUUCCGGAACCUGAUCAAACGAAUCCAGGUGAGAGUAAAGUUCGCGCAUGGUUGGAGGACGUCAGAUCAACGCCUCAACGACGUUGGCGAGACGCGGAGGAAGCCCGGAAAACGCUUCAGGAAAAUACUAAAACCUUCAACAAGAACUUGGAGUAUUUAAAAGAACUGGCCAAACGAGAAUUCGACACGGACGUGAAAGGUUUAACAGGAAAACUCCUUUCUUCGUGGAAGGAUAAUCCACCGAUGCUGAAAACGUUCCAAAACGUCGCAAGAAGCGAAAUCCUGGAGACAGGCGAUCGGCAUAGCGUUUCAAAACGUUCGACCAAGUCGAUGUUCGAGGAAUCGAACUAUUAUUCGUCGAGGAACGAGGAUUGUUCGGCCACUAAUGGCAACGAUGUCAUUAAUGCCAGAGUGAGGAAUGCCAUCGAAAAUUCGUUCAUUAAACAGAUGGAAGAGAACGCAACGUUGGAGGAAGAGACGGUGGAGAAAACAGAAGCUGAAGAGAAGAGAAUCGUAGUCCCUGAGGACGAAGAUAAUAAAAUGGAAGAAAGAAUGGCUGUCAAGGAGAAUUCACUUGGGAAACAAGCGAAUAAAUUCAAUGAAAAUACAACACGAUCGAAAAAGGAACUACCGGAUAUGAUCAAUGAGCUUCCAGGUGCUAAAAAUACGGCAAAACGUAUAAUGGAUGCCGUGAUCCGCGAAAUGGUCGAUGCAAAGGUACUAGAACAUCAUUCGAGAUCAGGCAACAUCACGGAUUAUGAAGUGGAUAGUUUAGAACGGUCGAAAUCUAGCAGAAAGUCGUCUACUUCGCCAGAGUCGACCGAUCAAUCGAGUCCAGCUUUAUCCACCGCUCUGCCAAUGGACGAGGAACUGACGAUGCAAAACGCUGUGAUUAACACUAGGACCGGUGAAAUGAUGAUACCGAAUAAACUGAACAAGGAUAUCCUCGAAAGAAGCUAUUAUAAUAGCCUGCCCGAACUAAUUUCUUCGCAAAAAUCGGAAAGUUACUCGCUUGUUAGCGAAGUGUACGUGAACGAUGGUUAUGAUAGCCCAGCCUGUAGCGACGAUUCUGGGCCAGAAAUCCAAUACGAGCCCGAGAAUCCCGGUCAUUUAACUAUCAAGGUUCAAGAUUCGCCGAAGAACUACGUCAAGCAGGAUGAAUCUGAAUACGAGCCAGACACGUUGGAUAGGAAACCGAUGAAAUUGAAGAUCAACGACGACGUAAACUACGAAAAGGACGUUCCUGAUGAGAUCUAUGUGGACUCUCUGGAAAGACCUGCUCAAAUCCUCCUCAAAAGCAAAGGCAGUUUUCGCGAUCAAGAUUCGUCGAAAAAUGGCUCAUGUUUGCAACGCGGCUACGGUAGCCUUCGAGAAAUCUACGAAGCUAGACUGAAGUCGUGUCCCAGAGACUUGUCUAACAGCACCAAAUCGCUAAAUGGCCAUUUGGAUGACUCUAUGUCCUGGAAGAAGUGUAAGUAUUUAACGCCAGAGACCAGACAGUUGAAGAGGCAACGACAACCGAGCAACCAACCUGACGUGGUACCGUUACCACCUAUGGAGGACAUCUAUCAGCAUCCGAAACCUCCGCGCCGUGUGAAGGACGCGAAAUUACCAUCAAAUUCUCUGUCAAAAAACUGCUGGGACAGGAGUCCUGCCGAAGCGGGUGACCCUACGACCAGCAACGGUGCUCCUGUCCCGCUUGAACACACCCACGUAGGGACCACUGAUUGUUCUUACUCCUGCAAGUCUCAAUCGCCCGAGGAAUCGAUGACAAGGUGCAGACACCAAUUGGAAGACCAAAUCAGAAGCAAUUGCACGCGAGGCAAGUCAAAGUCCAACGUUUCUGCGUCAUGGACCAAUCCUCGUAGUUAUAAAGAUAAAAGGAAGUUGUUCGAUCAGUAUCAUAAACAGGAUAACCAGAGGAGGAACAGCGAACCUCAAACUUACAAAAAGCAUCUGACAAAACCUUCCAGAAACUGCGAAUCGACCAGCAAUUCCACGAGUCAUUUAUCCGGUUAUCAGCAGCCACGAAUGAAAGUAGAAGAUAGCGGAUACUUAAGCAGCACAGACAGCAAUGGCUCGCACAAACAGCUACUAAAACACGAGGUGAGCAGCGUUUCGGAAACCGACGAGACAGAAUCCGUCUGUGAUGGUGCAAGCGAAAGCGGCGCCGAAAGCGUUGGAACGGACAGUGUCUUCUUUGGAAAUUUCCGCAGACUCUCAGGCGUGGAAAUUGGAGCGAAGCACACGUACCUUCAACCGUUUUGUACCAGGAAUGAGAACGGUGUUUUAGAGAGGGCAAACUUUAGCACCAGCGAUAGCGAGACUGAGAGUUUCAUCACGGUUCUUCCGCCGUGUGGAACUAAAGAACCAAUUUAAUCAUAAAGCUGUCUGAUGAGUAAAGUUGUAUUGUUUUUCUGUUAUUUCGAUAUCGUGUAGCAAAGAAUUAAUUAGCAUAGAUUGUAGUAUAAUUAUUGUACCUGUUUACAGGUUGCAAUUGAUGAUUGUGAUGGUAAUUGUAGAAUCUUUUACGUAUUGUUCUUUUUUUUUUCUUUUUCAAAGACUAUAUAGUAAAAUGAAUGAGAUGACUUGGAAAUACAGUACUAAAUACGUUCAGAAUGAGUAAAAAUCAAAAUUAAAUUGCCAUCUAUCUACGUGGAUAGAUAUUUUCACAAUAGUGGCAAUUCACAAACCUUCUCACAAAAGACAUAAUUAGUAUUGUUUAAUAAUGCGUUUAAGGGCCAGUACUUUCAUUACUUCUGCACAUUACAUUGUAUCUUAUACAGAUAGUCCUAGAUUUGAAAUAGAAACAUAAGUAGAAGUUUCUUGAAUUUAUAGAAUUAUCUUUUACCGAUUUUUUACUAUUUUCGUUUAAUGAACUGGUUUUCUUAUUUUCUUAAUAUAAGGAUAACUAUGCGUAAAUUCCUUUUUACUUAAUUGAUAAAACGUGACAGACGCGUUUGAAAGUUCGCUGAACGGGUAAAUGUACAGUUUAAUUACUGAUAUUAAGUCUGAGUAAAUCUGAAAGUAAGUUACUUCGCAUUUACUAGUUUACCGACUCUUGAUAUACUUAUAUCAUAUGUUAUGAAAAGGGUUACUAAAUUUAAGGGAAGAUUUAUUUAAUCGUAUCCCUUAUAUUCUACCAACAAGAAGGAAAUCUAUAUAUAUAUAUAAUUAGUUUAGAGAAGGAAAAAGGAAUUGUGGCCGACGAUACGUAGAAAUUGCCAUCGUAAUUUAACUUGAUAGUGAAGUGGCCGGAAGUGCAAUAUUAUGUGGUAAAGAUAUAAUAGAUAAAUAAUUAAACAGAUUACUGAUAUUCUUACUAGAAUAUUGUAAUACUACAACUUAUAAUUGCUAGUCGAUGUGAUAGUAAUUUCCUAACGAAACGAAAGAAAAUUUUUAUAUCAAAUGACAUAUAAAGAAUUGAUCACAACACGCACAAGUAGGAAAUUCUAUAAGCAACGUAAAAGUUGUUUUGUUUUCACACCGCCAUGUAGUUAUCCAAUCUUGAAUUUAAUACAUUACUUUAUCAAUGUUAUUAAUACACUUGUUAUUGUUAUCUUUCAUGGUAGUCAUGAAAUAAAAGAGAUUAUAACAACAUUUUAUAUAUUCGUCAAAGGAGACCUCGACUACUUACCGACGUUUCACAUUUUAUUUAAUUAAUGGUUAUUUUAUUUAAUUUGGUGCUCAUUGUUGACUUUAUUGUUACAAAAUAUUACGCUUUGUUUAAUAAUGGCAUUUAUCACGAAAUAUAAAGUUAACUGUAUUUGUUAUUAUCGAAAUAGAUUUUUACAUAUUUCCUAUUUAUGUAUUUUAUAUUUAUAGUAUGUUACAUCUUAAUAUAUAUGUACUUUCGUUAUUCUAUUAAUUUAUUAUAGUUUUAUAUAUUUAUACGCUAGGAUAAAAAAUAAUUGUUAAACAAAUAGAAACAAAACAAAUAAUAAUGAUUGUUAUAUGUUAGAGCUUAAAAAUAUUAAUAAGAAUCGUCGCGCCUCGCCUCUCGUAAUAGAGUAAUCUUUUUCAUAUCAGAAGCGCACGCUUCAAUGUACCUGCCAGAUGUAUAUAAAAUAGAUUUUAAUAUAUUGAAUGUUUAUAAUGUAACAAUAUAGCAGUGCUAUAUAUAAUAUAUUUUAUA
Messenger RNA from Bombus pascuorum, 7508 nucleotides. RefSeq lists its product as uncharacterized. Lineage: Eukaryota; Metazoa; Arthropoda; Insecta; Hymenoptera; Apidae. Gene Ontology annotation, biological process: imaginal disc-derived wing hair organization. The record is from RefSeq and is a predicted model, not a curated record. Gene Ontology annotation, cellular component: cell cortex. The transcript has 10 exons. The coding region runs from base 1877 to 5752 and encodes 1291 amino acids.